AUUCCAUUCGUAGUCACUCAAAUUAGUCCAACCGUUCAUGUUUGGUCACUUUCUGUUAGUCUCCGUUAGUUUUAUCUGACGUGGCAGUCAACUCUGAGAGUUGACCGUUAAAUAAGUGACGUGUCAAUUAAAAAAUUAAUAAAAUAAUAAAUUUUAAUCUUUCACAAAUUCCACCUCAUUAUUAGAAUAAAUUUAAAAAUAUAUAAAGCAAAUAAUUAUUCCUUUUUCAUUCUUCUCCCCAGAUGCCAACCCUACCACUACUCCGCUGCUGCAACUCAGCCGCGAGUCCAGCCGGAACUCCUCGUCGGCUUCUCAGGCAAGGAGGAGGAUGCUCAGUAGGGAGAGGGACCAGCGCUCCGGGAGCAGAGAGAGAGGUCCUGGCGGCAGCGGGAAUGGAAAGCGAGUUAAUUAGUAGAUCGCCCGGGAGAAGAUCUGACUGCUUCUUGAGUACGGGGCCAUGGCGGCCACCUCUCUUUGAAUUGAGGAAGACCACCAUGGGGCAUUGCAACGCGCCGGCGCGUCCUCGGGGAUUUUCUUUUUGGCGCUAUUGUGGUAGCGCCUCGUCUUUUGACCUAAUCGCGUCGACCACUGCCUGCUGGAGGUAUUCCGACAUGACGCGCUCCUUCCUCAGAACUUCCUUGUCGGUAUAGACCCUCGAAAGGCCGCACCCAAGGAGCGAAUUGAUCAUCUUGACGCUACAAUCCUCGUCAUCGCCGACGAAUCCACUGCCGCCAUUGACGAUUCCACCGCCACUGUCGAAGUCGUCGUUGAAGUUGAAGUUGGUGAGUCCAUAUCUCCCUCUCUCUUUCUGCCCUCAUCUCUCUCUCACUUGCUUCUAUUAUUGGCGGCGGUGCAGGGUGCGCGCCUGCGCGGGCGGCGGACGCCCCCAAAAGCGAAUAUAGCCGAAUGGAGGAAAUAUGUAUUUAUUUGUUUAUUUUAUUAUUUUAAUAAUGAGGUGGAAUUUGUGAAAGAUUAAAAUUUAUUAUUUUAU
Linum trigynum is the source of this 991-nucleotide messenger RNA. The record is from the annotation of a GenBank genome assembly. NCBI's taxonomy places the organism in Eukaryota, Viridiplantae, Streptophyta, Magnoliopsida, Malpighiales, Linaceae.